CGUGAGGGGGAUGGGGGCGGAGGCAUCGAGACAUGUUACUAUGGAUGAAUUGGAGGAUGAGGAGAGGAUGAAGAGGGAGGAUGCGGAGGAGAGGAGAGGAGGUGGGAGAGGGAGUAGUGGUGAGGAGAGUGGAGAGGAUGGGGAUGGAAUGGAUGAGGAGAUGGAGAAGGUGUUGCAGGUUGAAGAGAGGCAGUUGAUCGCAGAGGCUGGAGAUGACGUUGAAGAAGAUGAUGAUGAUGACUACGAAGACGACUCGUCAGACGAUGAGGACGACGAGGACCUACCCUCCGGCAGCUUCCAAGCUCGCCUCGAACGUCUUCGCGCACGCUCUCGUGGGCGUCCCAUCCUCGACAUGCUCGAAGAAGAGCUCGACGCUGAAUACGACGACUUUGACCCCUCGUUCAAGUGGGAGACAGGUGGUGAUGCGGAUGAGGACGAUCUCGUGGCGCAGGUGCAGGAGUUCUUGGAUGAGAACGAGGAUAUAUUGAAGGCAAGGGAUAAGAAGCAGCGGAAUAAGAUCUUCAGGGCGGUUCAGAAUGGGGAUUUCGAUAUGGGCGAUGCGGAGAUGUGGGGUCUCAAACCAGCCAAGCGCAAUAAAGACAAAGACGUCCCUCCAGAGCUCCAAGCUCAAUGGGCUAAAGACCGCGCCAAAAAAGCCGAAGCCAAACUCGCCCGCGACCAAGCCCGCCUCGAAGCCGCCGCCGACCCCUUGGCCAAAAAGAAAGGCGGGAAGAAAGGCCGAAAAGCCAUGCUCCUCGCCGCCUCGCUCGACCCUACCAUCACCACGCUCCCGAACCGGGUCACCGACCUCGCGUCCGUCGAGGCGCAGAUCCGUCGAUUCUUGGCGGAUAUUGGGGGGAGUGGGUCGAUGGUGCUACCCCCUAUGGCGAAGGACUCGAGGAAGGCGGUCCAUGAGCUCGCUGCGGCGUUUAAUUUGAAGAGUGAGAGCAAAGGGAAGGGAGAUGGGCGGUAUACGACGCUGAAGAAAACGACGCGGAGUGGAUUCAAGGCGAAUGAGAAGAAGGUCCGCGGUAUCAUGAGGAGCAAUGGCGUAUAUGUGAACGUGACGAGGGGAGGUGGCGGCGGAGGAGGAGGAGGCAAGGGGGGUACCAUGAAGCCGAAGGAGGGAGAGGAGGUGGGCAAAGCAGCACCGAGGAUUGAUCGGGGGAAUAUUGGGUUCAGGAUGUUGGCGGCGAUGGGGUGGGCGGAGGGGGACAGGGUGGGUGCAUCGGGAGGCUUGGAUGUGCCGUUGACGGCGAUUGUGAAGACGACGAAGUUGGGGUUGGGGGCGGAGUUUGAUGAUCGGAGAGGCAAGAAAUAAAUAAAAUGGAAGUCAACC
Molecule: messenger RNA, 1339 nt
Organism: Stereum hirsutum FP-91666 SS1
Lineage: Eukaryota; Fungi; Basidiomycota; Agaricomycetes; Russulales; Stereaceae
Exons: 2
Coding region: 11-1321 (436 amino acids)
Molecular function (GO): nucleic acid binding
Source: RefSeq, a predicted model, not a curated record